This is a messenger RNA of Ooceraea biroi (clonal raider ant), 3944 nucleotides long. RefSeq names its product G-protein coupled receptor rickets (gene rk). Gene Ontology annotation, biological process: hormone-mediated signaling pathway; activation of adenylate cyclase activity; adenylate cyclase-activating G protein-coupled receptor signaling pathway. The record is from RefSeq and is a predicted model, not a curated record. Lineage: Eukaryota; Metazoa; Arthropoda; Insecta; Hymenoptera; Formicidae. Gene Ontology annotation, cellular component: plasma membrane. Gene Ontology annotation, molecular function: G protein-coupled peptide receptor activity; protein binding; protein-hormone receptor activity.
AUCAGUCGGCAGCGGUCGGUGAACGUAUCGCGGUGGGAGUCGGAGGUGUUCGUCGCGGCUGCGGAAUACGUCUCGGGCUGGUUUAGAACGUGUCAUCUCCUCCUGUCCGCGCUUCCGCUUUCCUCCUCCGCCAUCACCACCACCACCCCUGAACGGUACGGUGGCGGCGGCGGCGGCGGUGGCAGCGGUAACGGUGACGGUGGCAGCAACGACGACGGAAACGUCGGCGACGGCGAUUCCUUAUGGGGGUGCUCGCGUUGACGGUCGCGUGCGUGCACGCGUGUAUCCGCACGGGUAUCGCAACGUUAAAGGAUGGUGGAGUGACUCGAUCCUGGGCGCGGUGAACCCGUGACGGGGUGGGGGAGGGGGGAGGGAAAGAGGAAAACUGCGAAAGCGAGUUACGCGCGAGAUAUCACGCGAGAUCGGCAUCGUUAUGUGCACGCGGUUCCACCGGAGCGGGAGAGCGGUCAUCUUGGCGAUCAUCUGGCAAAUCUGCUGCUGUCGGAGCACCUUGGACUCGAACGUAACUCCGUGUAACGUCACUGCCGACGGACGGGAGCUGCUGUGCCGCGGGGCCGAUCUGUUCUCCAUCGGUCCGAUCGACGAUCGCGACGAGCUGUCACGACGGGCCGUCGCCCUCGUCAACGUCACGAAAAUUGAUCUGACCAACAACAGUAUAACGGACAUUCCAAUACGUGCUUUCCAUCAAUUCCCCAAUCUCGAAAUUUUGCUUCUUCGGCGUAAUCACCUACGAAUCAUUCACGACGACGCGUUUACGAGUUUAGAGAACCUUCGUGUGUUAGAACUCGAUGAAAAUGACUUAACGACGAUACCAGCUGCCGUCGCAAACCUACGUAGUCUGGAAGAAUUGUCUGUAUCGAACAACCGAGUACAACGACUCGCGAAAGAUGCAUUACAUCGUGCCAAUAAUUUGCAGUCGCUCGAUUUGCGCGGAAAUCCCAUCAAGGAUAUACACGGCGACACUUUUCGGAAUCUCGGCAAGCUUCGUAAGCUGAUAUUGUCCAACGUGAAAGAGUUGCGGCUUUUUCCCAACUUGACAGGGACGACGUCUUUGGAGGUAUUGAGAUUGGAUCGUUCCCAGUUGAAGGAAGUUCCUCCCAAUCUUUGCCAGCAAUGUCCGAAGCUGAAGAGUCUCGACGUAAAGUCCAAUCAUUUGACGGAGAUACCGGAUUUACGGGACUGCCACCAACUCCGCGUUUUGGAUUUGGCUAGUAACGUAAUCUCCACGUUACCGGACGACGCUUUCAGAGGUUUGAGUAUGCUGCACGAUCUUUUAUUGUCCAAUAAUAAUCUCCGGAGUGUAUCCGGCGAUGCGUUUACCGGAUUACCUAGACUUCAAGUCUUAAACCUGGAGAACAAUCACAUCGAAUAUAUACACCCCGACGCGUUCAAAGAAAUGAAACAGUUAAAGGACCUAAAUUUGGGGAACAAUGUUUUCCCCACACUGCCAAUAAGAGGUCUCACGGGAUUGUUGCACCUCAAGACGUUCAACAAUCCUGCGCUGCGGGAGUUCCCGUCCCCCGAACGGUUCCCGAGGGUGCAAACCAUGGUGCUGUCGUACGCUUAUCACUGCUGCUCCUUUCUCGCGGUCCAAGUGGAGGAACCCGUUUCCAAAUCGCCGGUGCAGGAGUCAAUCUUGUUUCCCACUGACGAUUUCGACAGCAGCUUGUGGAAUUCGACAUUCAGCGAUAUCUGGCCGCAGUUGAAUUUUACCUAUCCCGGAAACCUACCCUCCUACGUAGAGGAUUACUUCGAAGAUGUAGACGGUCGAAGGACACCUACGACUCGGAGAACACCCUCUCGCAUCCAAUGCUUGCCGCAACCCGGUCCUUUCCUACCGUGCCAAGAUUUGUUCGACUGGUGGACUUUACGGUGCGGCGUGUGGAUAGUCUUCCUGCUGGCCAUGCUCGGCAACGGCACCGUGGUGUUUGUCUUGAUAUUCUCGCGAAGCAAGAUGGACGUGCCGCGAUUCCUAGUUUGCAACUUGGCCGCUGCGGACUUUUUCAUGGGCGUUUAUUUAGGUUUAUUGGCGGUGGUCGACGCCUCGACGUUGGGAGAGUUUCGAAUGUACGCGAUACCGUGGCAAAUGUCCGCCGGUUGUCAGCUGGCCGGCUUCCUGGGCGUGCUCAGUUCCGAAUUGAGCGUCUACACGCUCGCGGUGAUCACUCUGGAGAGGAACUACGCGAUAACGCACGCGAUGCACCUGAACAAACGGCUCUCGCUGAAACACGCCGGCUACAUUAUGACGAUAGGCUGGUGCUUCGCUCUGUCGAUGGCGAGUCUGCCGCUACUGGGAGUGUCGGAUUAUAGAAAAUUUGCCAUCUGCUUGCCGUUCGAGACCAACGGCAGCGCGGCACUCGCGUACGUGGUGUUCCUGAUGCUGAUCAACGGAGUUGCCUUCCUGAUACUGAUGGGCUGCUACCUGAAAAUGUAUUGCGCGAUACGAGGCUCCCAGGCGUGGAACUCGAACGACUCUCGCAUAGCCAAGAGGAUGGCCCUGCUCGUCUUCACCGAUUUCCUCUGCUGGUCGCCGAUAGCCUUUUUCUCUCUCACGGCGACCUUUGGCUUGCAGCUGGUGUCCCUGGAGCAGGCGAAAGUUUUCGCGGUGUUCGUGCUGCCGCUCAACUCGUGCUGCAAUCCCUUCCUGUACGCGAUUCUCACGAAGCAGUUCAAGAAGGAUUGCGUGUUGAUAUGCAAAGCGAUUGAGGAAUCACGGGUGACUCGAGGUAUCGGCAGGUGUCGGCACAGCUCGAAUUUCAGCAAUCGGCAGACACCGGCCAACACCAACAGCCUCGUCGAUCGGUCGUCGCGAGAGAACCAGGGACUUCAGACACCGUGCGCUUGCAACACGAGGCUCCUCGAGAGCGAGAGCCGCCGUUGCGGCUCGUCCUAUCGCAACGGUGGCUGGUGGAGCGCCGGGAUAUUCUGGCCGUGCGCGCGCGACUCGCGACCGCGGCACGCGCGCAACGACCAGUACACCUACCAAAUUGCUCAGAUUCAACAGAAGCAGCACAAACGGGCGUCCUCCGUAUCGUCCAGCGAGAACUUUUCCUCCUCCAGGUCGGACUCGUGGCGGCAAACGCAUCACUGCGGCAUCCCGCUCAGAUUGUUAGACCCGAAACGGAGAGCCUCGUCCUGGCUCAUCACUCGGAAACCGUCGCAAGAUUCGAAUCUGAGCUCGUCGCGUAACGACUCGUCCGGUUCGGCGACUACUGCCAGCACCAGUACCUGGCGCAUCUCGAGAUCCAGUGCCUCUCUAGAGAUUAGCGCGCGAAAUACGCCGAGACCGGCCAGACCGAAGCCACGCUUAACUCGUCAACUCGCUGUCCAGGAACCGGAGCCUCCUGGAUCGCCGGGAAGACUGGCCGUUAGAUUGCUCGCUACGAUACCUUCCGCCGCUGAAACCAGCGAUCAACAGGACGACGAGAAUAUACCGGCUUAACUCUGCACGCGCGUUGAUUACGCAAGUUGCUAUUAUUAUAUAUCUCUAUCUAUUUUUAUGUAUUUAUAUGUAUUAUAUGUACGUAACACGUGCGCGCAUUGUCGUUAUCAGGUAUCCUGAUGUGCAUAUAUUCUCGUCGGGCGAUUUCUUCGACAAAUUCAGUAUUAAUUAAAGUAAUUUUGGCUGAGCGUAGCUAUAUAGAGUUAGCAGUCAUACAACACACACACAUACACGUAUACACUAUACAUGUACACUUGUAUCUAGAACGUUUUAUACGUCUUAGGAAGCGUUGUUGCUUAAAGCAAGUAGAACGAAUGAAUUAGAACGAAAACCUGAUAGGAAUUAAAGAAAGUAGCGCAGAUGUCGAGUAUAGUUGAUUCCAAAGUCAAAGCUAGAGCCUCGAAGAUGUUCAUAAUUUAUCGUUCAAUUUUUAAUCGAUGUACGCUGGUCGAUAACCACGUUUUCGGAAUUUAAACAAAAA